This is a messenger RNA of Pipistrellus kuhlii (Kuhl's pipistrelle), 440 nucleotides long. RefSeq lists its product as uncharacterized. Lineage: Eukaryota; Metazoa; Chordata; Mammalia; Chiroptera; Vespertilionidae. The record is from RefSeq and is a predicted model, not a curated record. The transcript has 3 exons. Bases 141 to 425 code for a protein of 94 amino acids.
CCACUCCAGCCUAUCAGCGCUGCCGGCGGGAAGGUGGGCCUGGCAGAUAACAGCGUGCAGGCUGGGGCUGGAGGCUCACACUCCACCGGCCCAGCUGCUCCUCUCGCCCUGACCUCUGUGAGCCAGCUCAUGGUCUCAGGAUGUACGGAAAAAUACUAAUUGCAUUACUAUUGUCAGGUUAUAUUUUUACAUCAACUGCCGACCCCGCAACUUCUACAGAGAAGGCUGUUGAAGAUCCAACAGGUGAGUAUCCCUUAGUGUCCUAUUCAGCAAAUGACCCUACUCCUGCUAAUGCAAGAACAGUGAAAAUCCCUAGAGAUGAACCCGGCAUAACAGGUUUGUCCAUAUUUUUAAAUAGUUGCCCUGGAGUCAUUGUUAUGACACAACAGUAUUUCAUGGGACCUGUCAGUGCAAGGAAACUGUGACAAAGUCUAAGAAAC